Schistocerca piceifrons (Central American locust) is the source of this 1084-nucleotide messenger RNA. Its product is annotated as cuticle protein 18.7-like. The transcript is spliced from 2 exons. The record is from RefSeq and is a predicted model, not a curated record. Lineage: Eukaryota; Metazoa; Arthropoda; Insecta; Orthoptera; Acrididae. Bases 117 to 974 code for a protein of 285 amino acids.
ACGCGAGGUCGCUCUCUUUGGGACACGGCCGGCCCGGACCGCUAUAUAUAGCGGGGCCGGCCCUGCUGUCGGCACAGUUCACGGCAGCUACCGGCACCCACGAGCUCCCAUCUGCCAUGAAGGUCCUGGUGGUCCUGAGCGCCCUCGUGGCGGCGUCGCUGGCGAAGCCCGGCUACCUGUCGUCGCCCGGCCUGCUGGCGCGCGCCCUGGGCGCCCCUGCGCCGGCGCUCCUGGCCGCCGCCCCCGCACCUGCCCCGGCCGUCAUCCGCACAGUGCCUGCCGCCAACAUCAUCAUCGGCCCGGAGGGAGUCCCGCUCGACACUCCCGAGGUCGCCGCCGCCAAGGCCUCGCACGCCGCCGCCGUCGCGGAGACCUCCGCCCGCGACGCCGCCGCCAACGCCGCCGCCGCCGCAGCCGCCCCCGCCCCUGCACGCGCCGCCCCAGCCGCUCCCGCCGCCCCCGCCGCUCCUGCCGCACCUGUGCAACCCGCCAACAUCGUGAUCGGACCGGAGGGCGUCCCCUUGGACACCCCCGAGGUGGCCGCCGCCAAGGCCUCCCACGCUGCCGCCGUGGCUGAGACCAACGCCCGCGACGCGAUCGCGAACUCCGCGCCCGCCCCUGCCGUCAUCGCCGCCCCCGCCAUCGCCGCUGCACCGGCACUGUUCGCUGCCAGAACCUUCGCCGCCCCCGCCAUCGCUGCUGCUCCAGCCAUUGCAGCCGGCGCCACUAUCAUCGACGCCAGGACCCCGGCGGCCACGGCCCUAGCCGCCCCCGCCAUCACAGCCCACGCUAUCGCAGCCCCCGGCAUCGUGGGCCCUGCCAUUGUUGCUGCUCGCGGCGUGAUCGCCCCUGCUGCCAACAUCGUGAUUGGUCCGGACGGUGUGCCCCUGGACACCCCUGAGGUGGCUGCCGCCAGGGCUGCCGACACCAUCGCUCACCUGCAGGCUAAGGCGCGUCUCGGUCUCCUGGGAUAAGAUGUAACCUAAGGGACGUUUCCAGACUGAUAAUACUUUUUUUGACUUAACCCUCCGUUGUAUAUUUUUUGUACAAAUUGUAGGAAAAUAAAUGUUAUUUUUGCAAAUAA